AUGGUAGUUGACAUUUCUGUCCUUUCUGUUUUUCAGGAAAGUUCUGAAUUUGAUCUGCAUUUUGACAAAGUAUAUAAAUGGGUUGCUAGCAGUAUAGCAGAAAAGAAUACUUUUAUUUCGUGUAUUUGGAAACUCAAUCAGCGGUAUAUUAGAAAGAAGAUUGACUUCAUCAAUGUUAGUUCCCAGCUUCUGGAAGAAUCUGUUCCCAGUGGUGAAAACCAGAAUGUGGCAGGAACAGACGAAGAGGCGGUGGAUGAAUAUCAAGAAUUAAAUGCUAGAGAAGAGCAAGAUAUUGAAAUAAUGAUGGACGGCUGUGAAUAUGCUAUCUCUAAUGCAGAAGCUUUUGCAGAUAAGUUGUCUAGAGAGCUACAAGUUCUUGAUGGGGCAAACAUCCAGUCGAUUAUGGCCUCGGAGAAACAGGUGAACAUUUUGAUGAAAUUGCUGGAUGACGCUCUGAAAGAAGUGGACCAAAUCGAAUGGAAGCUGAGCAGUUACGAGGACAUGCUCCGGAGCGUGAAAGAACAAAUGGAUCAGAUUUCAGAAAGCAACCAUCUAAUUCGUCUCAGCAACACGAACAACCUAAAACUGUUGUCGGAGAUAGAGUUCCUUGUUAACCACAUGGACUUGGCCAAGGGCCACAUCAAGGCCCUCCAAGAAGGAGACCUCUCCUCUUCACGUGGCAUUGAGGCUUGCACAAAUGCAGCAGAUGCACUUCUACAAUGCAUGAAUGUAGCUCUUCAGCCAGGACAUGAAUUGCUUCAAGCGGUCAAUCAACAACAGCAGCGAUUUAGUGACCUACGUGAGCUGUUUGCCCGAAGACUAGCCAGCCAUCUCAACAAUGUCUUCGUUCAGCAGGGCCAUGACCAGAGCUCCACCCUUGCGCAGCACUCUGCGGAGCUGACCUUGCCAAAUCAUCACCCUUUUCACCGAGACCUGCUCCGGUAUGCCAAACUUAUGGAGUGGUUAAAGAACACGGAUUAUGGGAAAUAUGAAGGGCUGACGAAGAACUAUAUGGAUUAUUUAUCACGCUUGUAUGAUCGAGAAAUAAAGGACUUCUUUGAAGUUGCCAAGAUUAAAAUGACAGGCGCGACCAAGGAAGGAAAGAAGUUUGCCACUCUGCCUCGAAAAGAAAGUGCUGUCAAACAGGAAACAGAGAGCCUUCACGGAAGCUCUGGGAAAUUGACCGGCUCAACAUCUAGCUUAAACAAACUCUCCGUUCAGAGUUCAGGAAGCCGUAGAUCUCAGUCAUCCUCGUUGCUAGAUAUGGGAAACAUGUCCGCUUCUGACCUCGAUGUGGCAGAUAGGACUAAGUUUGAUAAGAUUUUUGAACAGGUCUUAAGUGAAUUAGAGCCACUUUGUCUGGCAGAACAGGACUUCAUUAGUAAAUUCUUCAAACUUCAGCAGCAUCUCAGCAUUCCUGGAACACCCGUGAGUGAUACCGAGGAGACUGAUGGAGGAACUUUAACAAGACCGCACAAUAUUGGUGGGCUGCAAUCAGCAUAUUCAGAGAAUCAUAUGAUCCGGCAAAUGAUGAUAAAAAUAUUUCGCUGUGUAGAACCAGAACUGAAUAACCUCAUUGCUCUGGGGGACAAGAUUGACAGCUUUAAUUCCCUCUAUAUGCUAGUGAAAAUGAGUCAUCACGUGUGGACCGCGCAGAAUGUGGAUCCAACCUCCUUCCUCAGCACAACUCUUGGAAAUGUUUUAGUGACUGUCAAACGAAACUUUGAUAAAUGCAUUAGUAAUCAGAUAAAGCAGAUGGAAGAUGUAAAGAUAUCCAAGAAGAGCAAAGUUGGAAUCCUUCCUUUCGUUGCUGAAUUUGAAGAGUUCGCAGCUUUGGCUGAAUCUAUAUUCAGAAAUGCUGAACGCAGAGGAGAUCUGGAUAAAGCUUACCUGAAACUUAUUCGCGCAGUUUUUGCUAAUGUUGAGAAAAUAGCAAAUGAAAGCCAAAAGACUCCUCGGGAUGUGGUUAUGAUGGAGAACUUUCACCAUAUCUUUGCAACGCUCUCUCGUUUGAAGAUCUCCUGUCUAGAGGCCGAGAAAAAGGAAGCUAAGCAGCAAUACACAGAUUACUUACAGUUAUAUGUGAUCUACUCUUUGGGACAGCCGCUUGAGAAAUUAAAUCACUUCUUCGAGGGCGUCGAAGCCCGUGUGGCUCAAGGAGUGCGAGAAGAGGAAGUGAGCUACCAGCUGGCCUUCAGUAAACAAGAGCUAAGAAAGGUUAUUAAGGAGUAUCCUGGCAAAGAAGUCAAAAAGGGAUUGGACAACCUUUAUAGAAAGGUGGACAAACAUCUGUGUGAAGAAGAAAACCUACUGCAGGUGGUAUGGCAUUCCAUGCAAGAUGAAUUCAUAAGGCAAUACAAGCAUUUCGAAGGCUUAAUAGCACGUUGCUAUCCUGGUUCUGGAAUUACUAUGGAAUUUACUAUUCAGGAUAUUUUAGAUUACUUUUCCAGCAUUGCACAGUCACACUGAAAUUUACCCGGCGCAAGACAAGAGAAGCUCACAAAGUUGCUGGAAAGCAUCACUGACACUGGAAAUUGUCAUUUUGAGGAAUGGCAGGGUGUUCUUAAUUAUCUUCAUACAUAUCAGCAUCUGGCUUAGGCCAGCUUUCCUCAAUGUAACUGCUGUAGUAUAUAAAAUUGGAUUACAGUUCUGAGAAUUCACAGCAGGAUUGUCCUUGGGCCUACUGGCUAAGAAUUAUGAGAAUUCCAGUCCAUUCAGUUGGAAAGUUGGCCUAGGUAAAAGUACUGCCUAAUUGUUGGAUAAAGAGUGUUGAACUAUACAUUUUCACAUGUAAGCGGCAUGUCAAAUGUAUAUUUAUUAUACUAACUUCAUCUGUUUUCCUAAUCCUUUACUUUUAGAAAUUAAUAAGUAUAGAUAUUGUAUCAACAUCUGGUGUUUCCCCCCCCCCUUUGAAAGUGCAUGUUAAUAUGUAGAUUAAUAAGAUGGCUGAGUUUCUGAGAAUUAAUUUACAAGAUUAUGUCAUUGCAGCUCUUUUGAUUUGAAGUAUAUAAAAAAGCUCUUUACAAAAAAAGUACUUAUUUCCUGAGGGAGAUUAUUAGCGGUGCCUCAGCGUGGCACAAAGGAAAAAAAUGCUUUAUUUUUCCAGAAACACCCAGUGAUUGAAGUGAAUGUUCAGUGCAUUGAUUGAGGUUUCCUUGGCAACUCUGAAAUUUUUAGAUUUAGGCCAUCAUAACUAAAUCUGUUUGAAUGGGUUAGGGUUAGAAACAAAAAUGCAAGAUACUACUCUUCUGUAAAAGAACUGUUGAAACUCAACUUGUCUUUUCUAGGUUAUGUCCUAGUAUUUAACCUUUUAACUCACAUGACACAGAAUUCACUUGCCAAUGUAUUUAUCUAUCUCAGUUUCUUCCUCACUGCACCGUUUUUGCUCAAGUUGCUUUAGAUAUCUUCAGUCGAUAAGGAUUCCAGGCGCUGUGGAAAUUACGUUUUCUCACCUACUGGUUUUAUUACUGGUGGAAAUGGUGUGGAAACUGGACUACCUCUUUGCAGAACUUCUUUCUAUUUAGUAGCAAGAAAGGAAUUUGUAGAAAUGUUCGGCUUGUUCCUUCUCACAAAGCUGUUUUUUCACCAUGUACUAUACAAUGAGCAUAUGAAGAAAGCAACCUGAACUAGCAUGUGAUGGUAACAGUUGUCAUGCUAUUUGACCACACUACAAACACAAAUGAUAAUGUGUACCUUGCUUUCAAAGAGUCAAUAUGCCAUGCCACCCUCCCCGAGGAACUCAACAUGUACCUUUCUAAUUCUUAGGCCUAAGAACCAUUUGUUUAUAUUCUAUUUUAGUUGUGUAGCUUCAGUUUGUUGGCCCUCAGACCAUCCUGUAUCCAGGCAAAUAUUUAAAUACUUGUACAGCCUUUCCUGAUUCAAGUGAAAAGGAGAAAGUGCGUUGGAGAAUGAAAUGUGAAUAAAUGUUACCAUGUCGAUCACGCUGUAUCUGUUG
Notechis scutatus (mainland tiger snake) is the source of this 3955-nucleotide messenger RNA. The record is from RefSeq and is a predicted model, not a curated record. Lineage: Eukaryota; Metazoa; Chordata; Lepidosauria; Squamata; Elapidae.